Molecule: messenger RNA, 1645 nt
Organism: Triticum dicoccoides
Lineage: Eukaryota; Viridiplantae; Streptophyta; Magnoliopsida; Poales; Poaceae
Product: BRISC and BRCA1-A complex member 2-like
Exons: 14
Coding region: 87-1247 (386 amino acids)
Biological process (GO): double-strand break repair
Cellular component (GO): BRCA1-A complex; BRISC complex
Source: RefSeq, a predicted model, not a curated record
UGUUUGACCCUUUUCCAAACCCAAAGACAGUACUAGCAGAGAGGGAGCUGUCCCGAAUCCGUCGGUUACCACGACUGCCGCCGGCGAUGGCUCCCUCCGCCGACGCCGCCGCGCCCGCCCCGACCCCUCCGCUGGCGCCCCUCAUCGCCGCGCAGCUCAAGUUCCUCCUCACCAACUCCAGUCUCCCCAUCAAGGUGGUGCAGAUCUGGUCCGGAUGCAGCAGCGGCCGCUACGCCGAUCGCUUCACCCUCGGCAUCCCCUUCUGCCUCGACUACGUCUACUGGGAUUUCUUGUAUAAUGCGAUGCACCCCAAGGUGGCGCCGGACGUCAUAUUCGGGCAGGGCGACGAGGGGUUCCAGCCGCUGGUCGAUUAUGACGAGUCCGGGAAUGGGGGCAAGAGCUGCUUGGCACACUGGGAUUACCGCGACCCCCGUGGCCUCCUCUGCCUCGUGGAGGAGCUCCGGUUAUUAUACAUUGAGUACCAAAAGAAGCUGGUUGAGAAAGUGGAUGAUGCAAGACUGAAGUUUGAAAUAAGCACAGUUCUUGCUAAGGAGGGGAUUGAAGUCUCCGUGGUAUCAUCAACUGGUAGGUCAGAUGAGGUGAAAUUUGCUGUCCCGCUUCUGGAUUUAGACCUCAAAAUGAUGGUGCCUGGAUGUCCUUGGAAACUUCCCCAAAAGAUCCAUCUGCAGGCCAUAUUUCCGGUUAGCAGUAGUUACCUCUCUGUUCCUUCUGCACCAGGACUGAAACUAACCUCAACUCCUGAUUUGAAGUCAUUUUUCUCUGUGGAUGGUGUUAAGCUCCCUGCAUGGGUAGAUGGGAUGUGCAUGGCUGAGUAUAUUCCCACUUUAGAAGAAGACCUUAAAUUGCAGGUCGUGGAUGCAUCAGCUUCAAUCGGUUGCAGGAGACGAUUCAUUGAGGCCCUAGCUCCUGCUUUCGGGAGACCAUUGGAGGCUGAUCCGAUUUUUUGCAGGAAAGCCACAGUUCUUUCCAUUUCGGGGAUUUUCACAUUUCUGGUUCACUUUGUCAUCCCCCUUCAAUUCCCCAAACAACAACCUAUCCUGACUUUGCAGAGUUGUCAGCACUGUAAUUCCCAAGGUAUACCUAUCACGUCAUCUCCAAAAAACAGCUAUCCAUGGAGUCCUAGAUGGGAAGUGACAGAAAUGGCGGAACGCAUCUACGACUAUCUCGCCGACGAGUGCCAGAAUUUCAAGAAGUUAUGCAGUGAUGGUUUCCCUCAAGCAAAGUAGCCAAGGAGGAAGCAUCUCUACCCUUUUGGCUUGCACGCUCUGCCCGUAAACUGUAGUCCUCGACUAUUUGUGUGACGAGCGAGGAGCAAGGAAGCAGCCUGACCAGGCAGUAGAAUCAGUCCAUAGGGCAAGAGAGUGCUUCUAUCUGGCAAGUAAAUUGUGUACAAUAGCGUUGUUGGUUUGUUGAUGCCACCCCUGUUGGUCAUGGUGGUUUUGGGGGAGAAAUGGCAAUUCAGUUCUUCCCGUCUUGGGAGUUGUGUACAUAUGGAUAUUGGUCGUUGAAUUCUCUCCAGUGUAAAGUUUGCUGCAUGUGACAGUAGGAGUAUGAACCGUUUUGUUCUUGAGCAUCUGCGACAACUCUGGCGCGAACUCGAAGAAAUCAGCUGCUUUUUUUUUUA